AUUAUUUACCGAGGCCUAUCACCCAUGAUAAUAGCCACGGCGGUUGUUCCAUUUACAUUUAAACGUCCGAACGCUGCACACAUUCGUACACGCUCACCACGCGCCGUACCGGUUGGUCUCUACAAACGUACAGAUUCGCAGGUCGAACGAUCGCUGUAUAAUAUCUUUGGCGAUUUUUACGUAAAAAAAAAAAAAAAAUCUGUUGUAUUCCGUCGUCAGUCUGCCCGUUAAUUCGUUAAUUACGCAACGAUCGAUAUAUAGAUCGUUCUUGGAUCGCAACGCGAAACAUCGAUAUAUUAUACACGUAUCGUCGCGUUUUUGAAUUUUUUUUUUUUUUUGUCGUGGUCAUACCUACGCUAUAGAAACAAACAAACUUUGUCGAUCAUGGAAGUGGACAAGUAUGGACCGGUCGUGAAAAUGGGCUCCGGGUACGAAUUGCGGUUCGAGGACGACAGCGAUUUCGAAGAGUCGUACCAAGAGUGCGCCAAAAACGACCUAGGUGAGACGCCGGAGCGCCGGGCCGAAGGUCUGGAGGAACUGCGGAGACUGAUCAGAGAAGAGAAAAAACUUUACCUCCCUACUGACGAAUCUACAGAACUGUAUUUGUUGGCUUUCUUGAGAGUUUGUAAAUUCUAUCCAGAGAGUGCAUUUAAAAGAGUGAAAUUUUUGUACAAAUUACGACAGAAAAAUCCAAAGUAUUGCAAUGACUUGCUUCCAAGCUUAGAAAAAAACGUCUUUGAGCAAAAUAUUCUUACAGUCUUACCAUCACGUGAUCAACAUGGAAGACGAAUAUUAAUCACAGAAUGUGGACAGAGAUGGAAAAUUAAAAAUUGCUCACUGACAGAGAUCUUUCGGGGCAUUGAGCUGGUGAUGGAAGCGGCUAUCCUCGAGCCUAGAACUCAAGUGUCAGGCACUGUGCUGUUGGUAGAUUUUGCUGGUCUAACUAUUAACCACGUGUGGCAAUUCACACCAAAUUUCGCUAAAAUGGUUUUGGACUGGAUACAGUAUGCAAUGCCAGCAAGACUGAAAGAAGUUCACAUUGUAAAUCAACCGUAUAUAUUCAACAUGGUGUUUGCUGUAUUCAAACCAUUUAUACAAGAGAAAUUGAGAAAUCGAAUGCUUUUUCAUGGUUAUGAUCAUACAUCAUUAUUAGCACAUCUGGAUGCCAAAUGCUUACCAACUAAAUACGGUGGUCUCAUGGAGAUAGAAACCGACCAAGGCAUAGAAUUAUGGAAUUUACUGUGUUAUUACGAAGAAAACUAUAAAGUGACAAAUGGAUUUGGCUACAAAAAGAAGAAAUAAUCCGCAAUAUGUUAUGAAAUUCAGUAGCCUAGAAUUGUGUUUUUUGUUAUUUAAUACUACGUACGAUAUAAAUGUAGAUUUUAAUUAUUUUUUAUUGGGAUAUUGACC
This is a messenger RNA of Melanaphis sacchari, 1410 nucleotides long. Its product is annotated as alpha-tocopherol transfer protein-like. The transcript has 8 exons. Gene Ontology annotation, molecular function: phosphatidylinositol bisphosphate binding. NCBI's taxonomy places the organism in Eukaryota, Metazoa, Arthropoda, Insecta, Hemiptera, Aphididae. Gene Ontology annotation, cellular component: membrane. The record is from RefSeq and is a predicted model, not a curated record. Bases 385 to 1302 code for a protein of 305 amino acids.